GUCCGUUCGCGUAUCGGCCACGGCUUGUAGAUGAAAGUCCUCUGACGGUGCUUCGUGUUUGUAGGCGCUUGUUAUCUGCGUGCAACGACCGAUUUCCUGAUAUUCCUAUUGCCCUAUCAUCGCGUCAUAACAGCUCAUCGCACUCUCCCCUCACGACUACCAUGGUUGUAUCCUUAUCUCUUCCGGGUUUUAACAUUUCCACUUCCAACCCACCUCAAAUGGACACAGAAAGCCAUAGGUGAGGGCUGGCAGGGCUAUUGGAUUGGACGUAACGCUGCUGCCGUUGACGACAUGGAAACCUUGGCGGCAUCAGCUGAUUUUGUUAUUCUGGAUAUGCAUGGCGGAGGCUUCACUGAUGGCAACGCACUGAUGUAUCUCCGUACCUUGGUACAGUGGCUUACAGACAUAGACAAUGGAUACGGUCUGAAAGGCAUUAUCUUAUCUAUGGAGUAUGAACUCGCACCUACUGCUAAAUGGCCGAGGCAAGUAAACGAAUGUAUGGCAGCGUAUAAACAUAUCAAAUCUCUGCUUCCACCCGAAAAAAUCAUUCUAGCUGGUGAUAGUGCAGGAGGUUGCCUUGUACUGAAUCUACUCGCAAAAGGGUGUGAGUGUGCUGCAGCCGUUACUAUUUCCCCUUGGACAAAACUUCGGUCUGAUGCCUCCACAAUUUAUACUCUGAAGGAUAAGGACUGGAUAUCGGCAAAGGGCCUCAAAUUCUGUGAAGAUGCAUACGUGCCUGAGGCGGUGGAUGCGCAUACACCUGAUAUCUCCCCAUACUACCAAACCUCCUUCAAAAACUAUCCACCAUUGCUUGUGACUUUCGGCACGGGUGAACUCUUUCUAGAAGACAUCCGAGCAUUUGUUAACAAAGCACGGAAGGAUCAAGCGACAGUAGAUGUAUUGGUACGGGAAGAUAUGGCUCAUAAAUGGUCAAUGCAACCACUCUAUUGUCCAAGCCUACAGGCAUGGAAAAGUGAUAAUGCUGCCAUUGCGCGAUGGAUGGCACUACACCUACGAGCAAAAGAAUAACAAGAUUAUAUCAUACUGCUUUAGCAUACCAAUAUGAGUAAAUGUAAAAGGACAAGAGAAAACAUGGUUGGAAAUUAUGAUAGUUGGAAAUUACGCAAUCAAAAGAUAUUGAAUGUACAUUAUUGCAUUUUCAAACUGAAAGAGUGUGUCAAAGCAACGAACGCAAGGCCAGCAUUGCAGCAGCUCUGUGCAUGUAAAUAAAUCACUUCCUACUUGAAAUAAUUGUCUCUUGCAGAUGUGACAUUAAAUCAGUUGGGAACGCCUAGACGGUAUCAUCACUGCCGUGCGCAAUUAAAAAAAUAAAUAAACCAGAUUGCUUGGAACCGAAUGAUUUACAUAGCAC
This is a messenger RNA of Umbelopsis ramanniana AG, 1372 nucleotides long. RefSeq lists its product as uncharacterized. The transcript is spliced from 4 exons. Lineage: Eukaryota; Fungi; Mucoromycota; Umbelopsidomycetes; Umbelopsidales; Umbelopsidaceae. Gene Ontology annotation, molecular function: hydrolase activity. The record is from RefSeq and is a predicted model, not a curated record. The coding region runs from base 292 to 1029 and encodes 245 amino acids.